ACACAUAAAAAGGGCAUCAAACCCUUUUGUUUCACGAAUAAAUGAUUAAUUAAUAGCCAAACUUCCAAACAAAGUAAUUUCAAAUUCUUAUCUUUUCAUUUUGCAGGCCGAAUCCAAACAAGAUCUGCAAAUAACCCAGCUUCCAAACAGGAGCCGCAAAAACAGAUUCGAGCUCCAGUCGAAGCUAGAAGAAGAAGAAGAUUCAAGCUGAAGACUUUCAAUUUAAACCGAGAUCAAUCAAUCAAUCAAUGAUUCCAUUGCAGAAGAAGAAUCAAGAUCUUCUCCUGUUUACUAUAAUCACAAAUCUCUUCUUACCCAUCGUCCUCGUCUUCUCCCUUCGCUCAAUCCCCUCCUCCGACACAUGCAAUCACAAAUUACUGCCUGAUCCUCGAACCUUACGACCAGACCAAACAACAGUCCUAAUCAACGGUUACUCCGAAUCUCGAAUCCCACUCCUCCGUUCAAUAGUCGCCGCAUAUUCAUCCUCAUCAUCAAUCGCAUCAAUCAUAGUCCUAUGGGGAAACCCAUCAACCUCAUCCAAAACCCUAUCCAAUCUCUCCAACAAUCUCACCUCAAUCUCAUACGGCACCACCCUUCAAAUCUCCCUCAUCCUUCAAUCCUCCGACAGUCUCAACUCCCGAUUCCUCCCCCGACCCCAAAUCCAAACCAGAUCCGUAAUCAUCUGCGACGACGACAUCGAGAUCGAUUCAGAAUCCGUUGAAUUCGCUUUCCAAGUAUGGACCCAAAAUCAAAACCGCCUAAUCGGAUUCUUCGCCAGAUCUCACGAGAUCGACAUCCUCGGUCGAACAUGGAUAUACACAGUCCAUCCAGAGAAAUACUCGAUCAUUCUGACGAAAUUCAUGAUAAUGAAAACGGAUUACCUUUACAAGUACAGCUGCGAAGGAGGGAAUGAGAUGGGGGAGGCGAGGAGAUUGGUGGAGAAGAUGAGGAAUUGCGAGGAUAUUCUGAUGAACUUUGUGGCGGCGGAGGAGUUGAUGGGUGGGGUGGUGUUGGUGGGGGCGGAGAGGGCUAGGGAUUGGGGAGAUCCGAGGAAUGAAUUAGGUAAAGAGUUGUCGGAGGCGGGUUUGAGUAGCAGAAGAAGAGAUCAUAGAAGAAGAAGGGGAGAAUGCAUUAGAGAGUUUCAUAGGAUUUUGGGGAAGAUGAGUCUUAGGUAUGGAUAUGGGAAGAUGGUCAAUUCAGUUGGGGAACAAGGUUUGUGUGACAAAGGAGGAAAACUUGUAUUUUGUGAUCAUCAAUUUUAAUAUUU
This is a messenger RNA of Impatiens glandulifera, 1267 nucleotides long. Its product is annotated as glycosyltransferase family protein 64 C3. Bases 249 to 1262 code for a protein of 337 amino acids. The record is from RefSeq and is a predicted model, not a curated record. Gene Ontology annotation, cellular component: membrane. NCBI's taxonomy places the organism in Eukaryota, Viridiplantae, Streptophyta, Magnoliopsida, Ericales, Balsaminaceae. The transcript has 2 exons. Gene Ontology annotation, molecular function: glycosyltransferase activity.